Molecule: messenger RNA, 819 nt
Organism: Lactuca saligna
Lineage: Eukaryota; Viridiplantae; Streptophyta; Magnoliopsida; Asterales; Asteraceae
Source: the annotation of a GenBank genome assembly
AUGGCACAAAGUUUCCUCCAAAACUCCAUCUUCGAUCUUGGACACAAUUAUUAUCAUGUUCAGACAACAGAUGAAUUGAACUUAUUAGUUAAGGAGUUAAAGUUGAUUCUCUAUGGUGAUGACAACUCUGAGCCUUGUGAGGAAGCAUGUGCACAGUUGACUGAGCAAUUCUUUAGAGAAGACAUAAUGCGUCUUCUCAUUAUCUUUCUUCCCAAGUUGAACUUGGAGGCACGUAAAGAUGCAACCCAAGUUGUUGCAAGUUUGCAAAGGCAACCCUUGCCAUCACGUUUCCAAGCUUCCAAAUAUUUAGAAUCCAAUCUAGAUCUUGUUGAUAUUCUAAUAUCCGGUUAUGAAGAUCCUUUAUUAGCUCUCCAUUAUGGAAGGAUGUUAAAAGAGUGCCUACGUCAUCAAGUUGUUGCUAGUUAUAUAUUAGAACCAAUUCAACUAAAGAAACUUUUUGGUUACAUACAACUUCCAAGUUUCGAUAUUGCUGCAGAUGCCACCGAUACCUUCAAGGAUCUAUUGACUAGGCAUAAGUCCACUGUAUCCGAAUCACUAUCCAAAAACUAUUCUUGGUUUUUUACAGAAUUUAAUGAGAAACUACUAAAAUCAUCAAACUAUAUCACUAAAAGACAAGCUGUUAAGUUAUUAGGAAGCAUAAUGCUUGAUCGUUCAAAUUCUAUCGUUAUGAGACGCUAUGUCAGUUCAAAAGACAAUUUGAUCAUUCUAAUGAAUCUUCUAAGGGAUACAAGUAGGAGCAUCCAGAUAGAUGCUUUUCAUGUGUUCAAGGUUUGGAUACGUAAACUUAUAUACCUUUAA